Jaculus jaculus (lesser Egyptian jerboa) is the source of this 2149-nucleotide messenger RNA. It is a transcript of the gene Ecd, whose product is annotated as ecdysoneless cell cycle regulator. Gene Ontology annotation, cellular component: nucleus. Bases 177 to 2099 code for a protein of 640 amino acids. The transcript is spliced from 14 exons. The record is from RefSeq and is a predicted model, not a curated record. NCBI's taxonomy places the organism in Eukaryota, Metazoa, Chordata, Mammalia, Rodentia, Dipodidae.
CGAGGUUCCGCGGGCUUUCGGGUUUCCGACUUUUCUCGGGGCCUCGGCGGGCGCGCAGGAUCCAGUCCCAGCGUGGGAACCCAGCCCGCUCACGGCUUGGGCGGCGGACGUGAGUCCUGACCCACUCGCGGCGAGGACCUAGGACCCUAAGGGGCAUUGCCUUUCGUGUCAGAACAAUGGAGGAAAAUAUGAAGUUUGCUACAGUGGAAGACGCUGUGGAGUACCGCCUGUUCCUGAUACCAGAUGAAGCAAGGGAGCCAGAAGAACACAAAGAGAUUCUCCAGAAGUAUGUUGAGAGAAUAAUGACCUGGCUUGCACCUAUGCUGGUCCCCUAUAUCUGGCAGAACCAGCCUUUCAACCUCAAAUAUAAGCCUGGGAAAGGAGGUGUUCCUGCUCAUAUAUAUGGCAUGACAAAGUUUGGGGAUAACAUUGAAGAUGAAUGGUUUAUAGUUUACAUAAUAAAGCAGAUUACAAAGGAGUUUCCAGAGUUAGUAGCAAGGAUCGAAGACAAUGAUGGUGAGUUCUUGUUAAUAGAAGCUGCCGACUUUGUCCCUAAAUGGUUGGAGCCUGAUAACAGUGACAAUAGGGUGUUUUUCCACCGCGGGGAGUUGUGCAUUAUUCCUGUGCCAGGGAAAACGAAAGCUGUGCCCUCGCUUCCUGCCAUGACCCCCACCAUCCCACUGGCCCUAAGCAUCAUCUCUGCACACCCAAAGGAAGUGCUGGCUUCAGAAGCGAUACGUGCUGCCGUGAAUAGGCGUAUCCGAGGGUACCCAGGAAAGAUCCAAGCCUCCCUUCACCGAGCACACUGCUUCCUUCCAGCGGGCAUUGUGGCAGUUCUAAAGCAGCGGCCAAGACUGGUGGCCGCAGCCGUCCAGGCUUUCUAUCUGCGGGACCCCAUUGACCUGCGAGCCUGCCGUGUUUUCAAGACAUUCCUGCCUGAGACCCGAGUCAUGACAUCGGUCACUUUCACCAAAUGUCUAUAUGCACAGCUGGUGCAACAGAGGUUUGUGCCAGACCGGCGCAGUGGAUACAGGCUGCCAUCUCCGUCUCAUCCCCAGUACCGAGCCUAUGAAUUGGGCAUGAAGUUGGCGCAUGGAUUUGAGAUUCUAUGCUCCAGAUGCAGUGCACAUUUUUCUGACUCCAGGAAAUCCCUUGUGACCCCCUCACCACUGUGGGCCAGCUUCCUUGAAAGUCUGAAAAAGAAUGACUACUUUAAGGGACUGAUAGAAGGUUCUGCUCCAUACCAAGAGAGACUAGAAAUGGCAAGGAACUACUUCCAACUUUCAGUAAACAGGCCAGAAAGUUCACUUGCCAUGAGCCCAGGUGAAGAAGUCUUAACUGUAUUGCAGACAGUACCAUUUGAUAUAGAAGAGCUUAAGAAAGAAGAAGCUAUCCUUCCCCCAGAGGAUGAUGACCAGUGGUUAGAUCUCUCACCAGAUCAGCUAGACCAGCUCCUGCAAGAAGCCGCCAGCAAAAAAGAAUUGCAGCCCACUUCCAAGGAGGAAGAGGAGCAGAACUAUGACUUGACGCAGGUCUCCCAGAGCGUGAAAGCCUUCAUCUCCAAAGUCUCAACCCACAAGGGAGCAGAGCUGCCUCGCGACGCAUCUGAGGCUCCCAUCACUUUUGACGCAGAUUCUUUCCUUAAUUAUUUUGAUAAGAUUUUAGGGCCAAAGGCUCCCGAGUCGGACUCGGAUGAUCUGGAUGAGGAAGACUUCGAGAGUUUGGACAGCGAAGAGGACCUUGACCUGGACACACAGGAGCCUGGCUCUCUGAAGGGGACCCUUGACAGCCUCAAGUCUUAUAUGGCCCGGAUGGACCAGGAACUGGCACACACCAGCAUUGGCAAAAGUUUUACCACUCGGAAGCAAAUGAAUAAGGAACAUCCAAGCCAGAGUACAAAUUCAGACGAGGAAGAUUCUGGUGCAGGAGACUGUGGUGUGACACCAGUGGAUGUGGAUCUGAACCUGGUUUCAAAUAUCCUGGAGUCCUACAGCUCCCAAGCGGGACUGGCAGGACCAGCUUCCAACCUUCUCCAGAGCAUGGGAGUGCAGCUGCCUGACAACUCUGACCACAGACACAGUAAGCCAGUGAGAGACUAGCCAGCACUCCCGCUGCCUUUCCUACUGGAAUAAAUGAUGAGUCCAAGUGA